CGUGGAAAAGCGGAAACGCCUGAUCGUAUUUUGUUCUCUUGUUCUAAGUGGUGCUGUAAUAAUGUAAAAAGAAAAAAAAUGUUAUUUGGGUAAAAAAAAAAGUUAAAAGUACUUUUUUUCAUAUCAAGAAUAAGGAGGAUGCAGUUAUCCAACAGUCAUUAACCGCCACUUGCAGCUUCCUGGCUAAAUACGUUAGCUUAGCCUAGCCUAGCUUAUAUGCUUCUGUUAUACUUGGUUUCAAGAAAGUGAAACAGUGGACUGUGUUUUCCACAGACAGAAUGGACGUCACAGAAGAAAACGUGACGGUGAAGGAGGCACUUGAGAAAGUAGCUGAGCUGGAAUACAGCCAGAACCAUUUAAGGGACCUUAAUGCUAAGAUGAGGCGAUGGCUGGAUGUUGCAGAUGAUGAUAUGUCAGGGUUGCGCUCGGAGAACGCAGACCUCAGGAACCAAGUAAAACAGCUGGAGAAGAUCAUCAGUGCAGCAGAGCAGAGUGAAGCAGAGUCCUGUGUGUCCCCUCUGGCUCAUGACCUUGAUUUGGAGAAACGCAAUGAAGAAAAGAUUCAGAGAUUGGAAGAGGAAUGCAUCACGAUGAAGGAACAAAAUAAGAAACUAACUGCAGAGCUCAACAGCCUCCAGCAAGAGAGAGAGCAGGACAAGAUUUAUUUAAGCAACUUCAAGGAUGCAGUUCAGAGCCUUGAGGAAGACAUGAAGGAGGCUCAGUUAGCGCUGCACGAUAGGGAUGAGGUGGUUAAUCAGAAAAACAUGGAAUUAAAUUACUUGGAGGCAACCGUGGAAGAACUUUCAAACUUCACAAAGGAACUGAAGCUGAUGAACCAAGAACUGAGGCAACAGUUGGAGAACAAACAGAAUGAGGCCUUGUUCCUUGCUGCACAUGACCCAACAACAGAAAAGGAAGGGUCACCCUGCCCUCAUCUAUCCUUCGCAGAGGAAAUCAGGUUACUGGCUUCCACAGCUACAGAAGCAACUAGCAUGUCCCACUCCAAACAUCAAACACAAGGGGAAGACGAGGAAGAGCAGUUGAAACUUCAAAGUCUCACAAUGCACCUUCAGGGCAAAAGGUGUGCUGGUCUCCUGAGGACAGGCGUCAUUAAAGCUGGACUUUUCCUCCUGUCAAUCAUCAUUAUCACUCUUAUCGCUUUUGUGGCGUCAUGGAUCUCUGCCACAAACAGUGACUUGUUCACCAUUAACACCUUAUGGAAAGUUGCACGCCUGAUCCUACAGCCUUACUGCAGUGUGCACUAUGGAGCCUUACCCCCGAUUUGAUGCUAACUGGGUUGACUGGGUUGGUUGCUGCAGUUAGACAAUCUGUGCAGUGUGUAAUAAAAAUGUCAAUAUUUUGAAGUUCUUCUUAAAAUCUAUUAUUUGAAAUAACACCACAGUAGAAAAAGCUUGAUUAGUUUAUACCAGACUCAAUACCUGCUUCAUGUAGUUCAGAGAAGGAUGCUUUCACUUAAUAAGUUAUUCAGAUUUGUUUGUAAUGUUUAAUUGAAUGCAUGUAAAAGACAGACUUGUUUGUACAGAACUGGAAACUCUCCUUUUUCUGCUACAUAUUCUACUUAACCUGAAACAGUGUAAAAUACACAGGCUUGCUCAUGUAAA
This is a messenger RNA of Betta splendens (Siamese fighting fish), 1622 nucleotides long. Its product is annotated as centrosomal protein of 83 kDa-like. NCBI's taxonomy places the organism in Eukaryota, Metazoa, Chordata, Actinopteri, Anabantiformes, Osphronemidae. Gene Ontology annotation, cellular component: lateral element; meiotic nuclear membrane microtubule tethering complex; meiotic spindle pole. Gene Ontology annotation, molecular function: dynein complex binding. Gene Ontology annotation, biological process: spindle localization; chromosome localization to nuclear envelope involved in homologous chromosome segregation; actin filament organization. Bases 279 to 1286 code for a protein of 335 amino acids. The record is from RefSeq and is a predicted model, not a curated record. The transcript is spliced from 13 exons.